UCCAGGCGUCGAGAUGGCGGCUCCCCUCCCCCCGCGGAGCCGGUUUGUGGUGGUGGGAGGGGGGAUUGCGGGAGUCACCUGCGCCGAGCGGUUGGCUACAGAAUUUCCAUCAGAAGAUAUUCUCUUAGUAACAGCUUCUCCAGUUAUAAAAGCAGUAACAAAUUUCAAACAGGUCUCCAAAACACUAGAGGAAUUUGAUGUUGAAGAACAACCAAGCACUAUGUUAGAAAAACGGUAUCCCAACAUUAAAGUUAUAGAGUCUGGAGUGAAACAGUUGAAAAGUCAGGAGCAUAAAAUUUUCACAGAAGAUGGCAAACAGUGUAUAUAUGAAAAACUUUGCCUAUGUGCGGGAGCAAAACCUAAGUUAAUUUUUGAAGGAAACCCAUAUGUAUUAGGAAUCCGGGAUACUGACAGUGCUCAGGCCUUUCAGAAUCAUUUGGCCAAAGCUAAAAGAAUAGCAGUUGUGGGAAAUGGUGGCAUUGCGCUCGAAUUAGUGUAUGAAAUUGAAGGAUGUGAAGUGAUUUGGGCCAUCAAAGACAAAGUCAUUGGGAAUACUUUCUUUGAUGCAGGAGCAGCUGAAUUCCUUAUUCCAAAGCUAACUGCUGAGAAAUUAGAGACUGCAAUUGCAUGUAAAAGAACCAAAUAUACGACAGAAGGAAGUGAGAAGGAAGAAGGAAGUGUGGCAGCAGCCGACAAACUAGGCACUGCCUUAGGCCCUGAUUGGCAUGAGGGCCUACAUCUUAAAGGAACUAAAGAGUUUUCUCACAAAGUUCACAUUGAAACACUGUGUGAAAUAAAGAAAAUAUACCUUCAGCAAGAAUUCAAGCAGCUGCAGAAGACCUCUUUGUCUUUUCCUAAAGAUAAUUCAGAUAACCAGAAUGCACACCCAGAUGAAGAGCUGUGGCCUGUAUAUAUGGAAUUAACCAAUGGGAAGAUAUAUGGCUGUGAUUUCAUUGUCAGUGCAACUGGAGUUGUGCCAAAUGUUAAGCCAUUUCUUGAUGGUAAUAAUUUUGCUCUAGGUGAAGAUGGCGGUCUGAAAGUGGAUAAACAUAUGCACUCUUCAGUAGCAGAUAUCUAUGCAGCAGGGGAUAUCUGCACUGCAUCGUGGGAACCUAGUCAGAUGUGGCAGCAGAUGAGGCUUUGGACCCAGGCUAGGCAGAUGGGAUGGUAUGCAGCAAAGUGCAUUGUAGCAGAUUUUUUAGGGGAAUCUAUUGACAUGGACUUCAGUUUUGAACUCUUUGCUCAUGUUACAAAAUUUUUCAAUUAUAAGGUGGUGCUUUUGGGAAAGUACAAUGCUCAGGGUUUGGAUUUGGAUCAUGAACUAAUGUUGAGGUGUACCAAAGGGCAAGAAUACAUCAAAGUGGUGAUGCAGAAUGGACGAAUGAUGGGAGCUGUAUUGAUUGGUGAAACAGACUUAGAAGAAACCUUUGAAAACUUGAUUUUAAAUCAGAUGGAUCUUUCAGCAUAUGGAGAAGAUCUCCUAAAUCCAAAUGUUGACAUAGAGGAUUAUUUUGACUGAAACAAAAACACUGCUCUCCGUUAUCUUAUUUAGAGUUUGAACUUCCAGUGCUGUGGUUUAUAUAACAGUUUACUCAGAAUUUACAGAAAUCAAGUAACCAAGUGUAAUUACAAUUCUGGAGUGAAAAUAUUGUGCUGGU
Messenger RNA from Malaclemys terrapin pileata, 1658 nucleotides. RefSeq names its product pyridine nucleotide-disulphide oxidoreductase domain 1 (gene PYROXD1). Lineage: Eukaryota; Metazoa; Chordata; Testudines; Emydidae. The record is from RefSeq and is a predicted model, not a curated record. Gene Ontology annotation, molecular function: oxidoreductase activity; flavin adenine dinucleotide binding. The coding region runs from base 14 to 1519 and encodes 501 amino acids. The transcript is spliced from 12 exons.